AUGGCCUCUUUAUUCACUAAGCGUCUGACCUGCUUCUAUUGUGGGCAGCGAUCUGCUCGAUCUCAACGUGGGCCUGUCCGCAAUUUCCGCUGCGAGCACUGCGAGGCUGACAAUUUUUUGGACGAGGUGAGUUCCUUGGACUUUUUCCCACAAAGGCCCAAAACGGCUGUGGUCACUAAUGCCGAAGUUCAUUCCCCCGGCGCAUCAAGUCCAUCGUUCGAAUCGGCAGAUCUAGGCGGACAGCCAUUAUUCUGUGCUCAGUGCACUCGCAAUCAGCAUCUAUUUACAAGCUCACUGGCUUCCUACUUUCCUCCCUCCGACGAUCCUACCGACAGCGAAUAUGAACGCGGGUAUGAGCAGUUCCGUCGAAGCCUUGAGGACCGGUAUCCCCAGGUUUGUGAAGCCUGCGAACCUAUCGUGAAAUCGCGCAUCCGACGAGCCGGCUACGAAGCCAAGUCAGAUCAUCUACGGCGCAUGAUGGAUCAAAGUAGGGCGAACCGGGAAUCGCGACAGGCUAGAAACCGGAGCUGGAGGAGUUUACUUCUCGUUUUUGGCGCAUGCUCAUACUGGACAAGUAUUACUGGUCAGCUUGCGUGGGAUCUGGUUAGUUUGGUGACACUCGCUCAAAGCCCGCAAGGCUUUGAUGAUGAUGAGCCUAACACUUUUCUCUCGUGCGUUACAAAGUCUGUUUAUACACAGCGCAUUCCUAGCGAUUGCUCCCUAGACCUAGCUCCAAAUGCUGGCCUGGCGUUAAUUGCGGGUGCACUUUCUCUGUGGUGGAACCCGAAGCUGCGCCUGAAGAUUGAUGGAAUGCCCGGUAAAUUUGGCGGCCUUGCAGAGUAUUAUCAAACACAGCUCAUCGUCAUGGUGGUGCGGUGCGUAUUUUGGGCAGUGCUCAAAGAUCCAUCUGCCAGUGGAUUGGAAUAUGAUCUGCCUCUGGCUUUGCAUGCGUUAAUGAUGGUUUUCACAAUUUUGUCGGUUUUGUUCUCCAGGCAUGUUGUAAGCUACAAGAGUCGUCCACUGGUCAAUUGGUCUGACAAUAGCUGGGAGACUCGACUCGAAAAUGCCACAGCGUCCUCCCCGACACAGGUCGGGUCACCUGUAUCGACUCAAAUCACCAGAUCGGGAGGCACACCGCAGGCGAAUGGAACUGGAUUCAACCCGCGGUUCCCAAUUGACAAAUUGGCUCCACGUCGGCCACUCGUUGAGCAGUCGCUUGCAGUCGCAACUACCAGCGAAGACAACGAUAGCAUGGACUGGUCUCCUUCUGUCACUCACAAUCUUCGACCGACAGUAACACAGCGAAAUCAGCCGUCGGUGCUUAGUGGUCCUCAUCCUUUUCAGGGCCAGGUUCCACCGGCCCCAGCACCUCCUUCGUGGAAACUUCGCACUCAGACGUCGACCAAACCUAUUGAACAAGUGAUCCAGCCCAACCCAUUCCAUCGUAGUCCUUCCCAGGCACAAGGCCAUUGGCAGCAAAAGUCUGCUGACGCAGAGCCAUUAUUCAAACCGCCGAAGUUCUUUGCUCCUCGUGAUCAUGAUACAUCCACUGGGCUGGAAACAUUGUUCGAUCGUGCCUUUAAUUUCCAACCCGAAGAUGCUCAGGGAUCUAGCUGGAACCAGCACACAUAUAGCCAGGGCUCUGCACGUCUUGUUGAGACGCAGAACUAUCUGUUUUAUGCCUGUCUCCGACUGGGAUUGCUAGUUGCAUUCAUCAGUGCUUGGACUUUCUCGCAAAACCACCAAAUAUUAUUACCAGGAAAUUACGUGGAAAUUGCAGCCCUGGGUGUUGCCAGCCUUGUUGCUGGAUUCGCGCUGAUCGACAUGGUGAAAAGACCCCUUGCGCAAUGGAAUGGCACGGAAAUUUUGAUUUCAAUCACCGAACUUGCCGCAGUGAUUCACAUGGGAGCGCAUUUGCCAACUGUGUCCCUCAACCGAGACUACUUCGAUCGCUACGGCAAAUCACUUCUGAUCUUCAUGGUCGCACAAGAGGCCCUCAAUGUGUUAGCUUUCUAUAGAGCGACGAAAUUGGAAACUCAGCCGCAAUCAGAAUCUGUCUCGCCAACCCCACAACAGUCACCGAAUGCAAGCCAUUCAACUGCUCUUGACUGGCCUUCAAAUGAACCUUCAACACAUUCCACACCUAAUGCUCUGUCUCGUGUUAGCAGUCCACCUGUGCACCGCUCAUUCGAGGCUCCGUUUCCUGCUGCUGCGCUUUCAUUCGGAGAUACAGAGGCAGCCUCUAGUUUCUCAUCUACAUUGCCUUCCGUGCCGCAAUACGGGCUUGCUUCGUCUCGAACGAUUCACUCGUUCCCGCCUGCCAGCCAAAAUCCAUUCCAGCAGACCGAGAACCCGCAUAGUUUUACCAUGGAAUCUCUGAAGCAAAUAGAUUCCGCGUCUGAUUACGAGCAAGACUCUGAUAACGACACUAUCGCCACAACCACCACCACUGCUACGAAUUUCACCAACCGUAAUAUUCGGUAUGGAAACAACAAUGGCCUGGGGUCAAGUGCCUUCUUCUCGCCUCGCCGGUCUGGUCUGGGAUCCGGCAUGGGUGGUUUAAGCUUGGAUGAUGAUCCGACCCCUCGCCGCAUGACCCGCAGUCAGACUCAGCAUGGGGUUCUUGGUAGACGCCCGUCUAGUUAUAUCCGAUAA
This is a messenger RNA of Penicillium soppii, 2655 nucleotides long. RefSeq lists its product as uncharacterized. The transcript is spliced from 3 exons. Gene Ontology annotation, cellular component: chromosome, centromeric core domain; mitotic spindle pole body; microtubule organizing center attachment site. The coding region runs from base 1 to 2655 and encodes 884 amino acids. The record is from RefSeq and is a predicted model, not a curated record. Lineage: Eukaryota; Fungi; Ascomycota; Eurotiomycetes; Eurotiales; Aspergillaceae. Gene Ontology annotation, biological process: nuclear inner membrane organization.